This is a messenger RNA of Medioppia subpectinata, 336 nucleotides long. NCBI's taxonomy places the organism in Eukaryota, Metazoa, Arthropoda, Arachnida, Sarcoptiformes, Oppiidae. The record is from the annotation of a GenBank genome assembly.
AUGGUAACUGCCAAACGAAACUUUCGCAAACACACCAUUGACUACUUGGCUGAUCACGGCUUCCCCUACGACCUGAUGUCAACAUUACGCGUUCAGCAAAAAAAAAAGGCCACAAUCGUGGCCAAGAGGCCGGUGCCAUAUUUGAGGUGUAGGGGCCACGAGUGCCCGUCCGAUCUGGACGUACGCAAAAUCAAUUACCUGUACAAAUGCAAGAACGGAAAGUCUGGUUUCUACGGCCCCGGUAGGGGUGGCGGCGCCGACUACUACUGGCCAACUAAAUCGGCCGGUGGUGUCGAUGGUAUGGGCGAUGGAGGCAAUAAAAAUAUCCACAAAUAA